This is a messenger RNA of Guillardia theta CCMP2712, 636 nucleotides long. RefSeq lists its product as hypothetical. The record is from RefSeq and is a predicted model, not a curated record. The coding region runs from base 219 to 452 and encodes 77 amino acids. Lineage: Eukaryota; Cryptophyceae; Pyrenomonadales; Geminigeraceae. The transcript has a single exon.
AGGUGAGAGCGCAGGUGAAAAUGAUGGGAGGCUUGAGAGGGAGGGCGAAGGAAGCGGCAGAGGAGGAGCGAGCGAAGGGCAACGCCAGGCUGUUAGCAAAGCUGCAGAAGAUUGCAGACUCACCUUCGGUUCCUCCUCCUUACUCCCUUAGGGAGAAAAAAGCGUCUUCACAAGAAAUCAACAGGAGGAGAAGGGCGGAAGAAAUUGCAAAGGAGAACAUGGCGUUCGCGAAGCGACUUGAAGGAGUCAAAUCUGCCACAUUCGACCAGAAGACAAUGAAGCAUGAUCAGGCAAUGCAAGUCAGGUAUCUCAAGAACGUUUCUCAGUUUCCUGUUAUCGCCAAGGACUCGAAACCGAAACCCCAGAAGAAAUCUAUCCCCGGAAGGCCACCAUGGUUCAAAGAACUACCCGUGUCUCAGAAGGUCAGCGCGCGACCGGAAUGGCAAAGUUGAGGAGGGAGGAGGGAGAAAUCGUUGUGUAUUUUACUUGCCAGUAAGCGUAUUAUGCACUUGUUUAGAGAACAAAGAAUUCGCUUUGAGGGUUUGCGUUGACUGUAGAUGUAGUUUGCCUUCAUUACACAUGUAGUUUGUUUCAAUGAAACUUCUUGACUGCAUGUCCAUGUGCAGCUAAGAUGAA